CAGCGGCUUUGUUUCAGUCAUACGAGAGCUGGCGCAAUGAGCAGUAGCCACCUCUUACGCGCCCUGCGACGCAUGUUGGGCAUGGGGCGUCGCCAGCUACCGGUUGAUGGCCGUAAUGUAAUACUCAUCACCGGCUGUGAUUCCGGCCUGGGUCACUGCCUGGCUGUCUACUGCCACAAUGUGCUCUCCAUGACGGUCGUCUCCUGCUGCCACAACCUUAAGUCGGAUGGGGCACGCCUCCUCCAGCAAUUGAGUUCGCGGAUGCACACCUUAGAGUUGGAUCUGUUGCAGCCAUGCUCCAUCCAGCUGGUGCAAGAGAGACUUCAGGACAUACUGGCAAAGGAUUCGAGCUACCAGCUGACGGCACUCGUGAACAAUGCGGGCGUGAUGUGCUUCGGGGAGUUCGAGUGGCAGGUGCCCGAACAAAUUGAGAUGCAGAUCAAUUGCAAUCUCCUGGGAACGAUGCGAUUGACGCGCCAGUUGCUGCCGCUGCUGAGACAACAGCAGGGAAGGAUCAUCAACGUGACCAGUCACUGUGGGCUGCAGGCGCUGCCGGCCCUCGCUCCCUAUGCCGCCUCCAAGGCGGCCCUGCGUUUCUGGACGGACUCCUUGCGCAUCGAGCUGCAGCAGUAUGGCAUGGAGGUAGUCAACUUUAUACCCGGCUCCUUCGUUCUGGACAGCAACAUUGCGGCACGCCAGCAGCAGCACGCACAGCGAAUGCGGGAAGGUUUCAGCGCGGAGCAGCAUGCCCACUACGAUGUCUACUUUGAGCACUUCAAUGGAUAUCUGAAAAUCGUGUCAGGCUAUAAGGCGCCCAAUCAGCUGAAGGAUGAGUUGCUGCUGGCCAAGUUCAAGGAUGCCCUGACCAGCACACAACCAGCGUCGCUGUACAUACACGAGCCCUGGCGAUAUCGUGUGUAUCGGUGGCUCUUUUGCAUCUGUCCCACGCCGCUUGUGGACUGGCUUACCCUGCGGUUCUGUGCGAUGCCCACAUAUGAAACAAGCGGCGCGAAGAUUGGGUAGUUGGUAGUCUAAACAUUUACUGGAGCACAUUAAAAUACUUGGCUAGGGCUGUGGCUAAUAAAAUUGAGUAAAAUGCA
Drosophila guanche is the source of this 1100-nucleotide messenger RNA. RefSeq names its product D-beta-hydroxybutyrate dehydrogenase, mitochondrial (gene sro). The transcript has 2 exons. NCBI's taxonomy places the organism in Eukaryota, Metazoa, Arthropoda, Insecta, Diptera, Drosophilidae. Gene Ontology annotation, molecular function: oxidoreductase activity. Bases 37 to 1023 code for a protein of 328 amino acids. The record is from RefSeq and is a predicted model, not a curated record.